AUGGGUGCCGGCAGCUCCAAGCCCGAGGCUUCGGGCGAUUCCAAGCACAUAUUUUCCAGCAAUUCCCCGGUUCAAUUCUCCUCCAACCUAGUUGAGGCCCUACAAUCCACGUCCGAGACCGAUUCUUCCCGAGCUAAGGCUGUCGAGCUCGAAAUCCAAAACCGCGUCGCGCAAGAACUCCAGCGCCUCCGCGAGCGCGAACAGCAAACCCUCGCCGAGAUCGAAAAGCGCCUGGCCGAAGUGAAAGAUACCGGCUCCCUGCCCGUAACCGCUGCGACCGCCCCCGUCGCCACCUCUUCCUCGGGUUAUCCCGUUGGCUCUCUGAACUUGGACGCGCCACGAAUUCCAUUUGCCGGUCGUGAGUACGAGGCCGCGCCUGUGUUCGCCGCGCCGCAGGAGACCCCGGCCGCCCAGCCUAUCGUCACCCGCGAUAUCUCGCGAAAUGAGGUGAUGAGCGAGAUCGACCAGCUCCGCAGCCGCCUGGAUGGACGAAGGAAAUUGGCGGAACUGGAUGAGGGCGUUGCGAAGGCUAAGGCUGAUGUUGUUGGUUGUCUGCGAUUGAAUGACCGACGGCCGUUAGACUGCUGGAAGGAAGUCGAUGCGUUCAAGCGGGAAGUUGCGAAGAUGGAAGCGGCUUUUGUGGAUCGCAUUGUGGGUUAG
Penicillium macrosclerotiorum is the source of this 660-nucleotide messenger RNA. RefSeq names its product Mic19 family protein. The coding region runs from base 1 to 660 and encodes 219 amino acids. The record is from RefSeq and is a predicted model, not a curated record. Lineage: Eukaryota; Fungi; Ascomycota; Eurotiomycetes; Eurotiales; Aspergillaceae. The transcript has 3 exons.